Messenger RNA from Cydia fagiglandana, 6548 nucleotides. RefSeq names its product scavenger receptor class B member 1-like. Gene Ontology annotation, molecular function: scavenger receptor activity. The coding region runs from base 384 to 2585 and encodes 733 amino acids. The transcript is spliced from 11 exons. Lineage: Eukaryota; Metazoa; Arthropoda; Insecta; Lepidoptera; Tortricidae. The record is from RefSeq and is a predicted model, not a curated record. Gene Ontology annotation, cellular component: cytoplasm; membrane.
UAUGCUUAGAAAAAAAAAGUUUGACGCAGUGACGCGCGCGGUGUAUUUCCCGCCCUAUUUAAAACUUUUAGAAAAAAUAUUAAAAAGUAAAAAUUUAUACUAGACAAGGAUUUUUAUAUGUGUAUGUUUAUGUUUAAAAUGUAUUAUCAUCAUGUGAGGAAAAGAGUGUAGUGUGAUAUUAUGCGAUUACAUGUCUUUAUAGUGUUUACGUGAUUUUUGAACGGACAUAUUUUCUGCUUCGUUGCGAAACUGGCAUUGCACGAGUUUGUGACAUUGAAAAAAACCAGUGUGAUUAAAAAAACGAUUAAUAAACGUUGGUGUUGAAAGUGUUUUGAAUUCUGUACAUUUUUUUUGUGAAUCAUAGACAAAAUUAACUUUUUAAAAUGAAAGACUUUGGUCAGAUCUGGGGCCGAAUGGCCGGUCGGCGGUUUUCUGGUGUCAACACAGAGUUAAAAGAGAUUGGUAACAAUCGAUUGACGAAAGGCGAUUUUGACACGUCGACUUUCGAAUCGAAUCUCGCUGAAUGCGAGGGCUUAAACAAUAAGUUUGAGGACUUUGAGUUCAAUGAGAGGAAAGAUGCGAUCAUCAAUCGAUUAUUCGAGAGGAGAAGACAAGGCCAGCGGACCAGACAACCGAAAUGUCUAUUUAUCCUCCUGAUGCUGGGUUUCUUCGCUCUGGGAGCUGGCUGUUUCAUCCUAAUAGCACAUCCCUACGACUUCCUAUUUAAACAGAAAGUGGUCCUCCAAGAUGGCGGCGAGAUUUUCGAAAUGUGGAAGAAACCGGAAGUGGACCUUUACGUCCGGAUAUUCUUGUUCAACGUAACAAAUGCCGAGGACUACAUGGCGGGGAGGGCCGAAAAGAUUGUCGUGAAAGAAGUGGGGCCCUAUGUUUACAAAGAAGACUUAGAACACAAGAUAGUCAAAUUCAACGAUAACGGGACGAUAUCCGCCAUCCCCCGCCACCCCCUCACGUGGGUCGAUGAACUCUCUGAGGGAAACAAGGAGGACGAUCUUCUGUUUCUGCCUAACAUAGCUUUACUGAGCAUAGCAGACGUAGUAGCGAAACAGUCCAUGCUGACCCGCUUCGGUCUGAACAACCUCAUCUCCAUCGGCAACAUCCAGCCCCUGGUGCAGAUGACGGCUAAAGAGUUCAUGAUGGGAUACAAAUCCAACCUCAUGACGCUGGGAAACACCUUCAUGCCGGGGUGGAUAUACUUUGACAAGCUGGGUCUCAUUGAUAGGAUGUACGACUUCGAAGGCGACUACGAGACCAUCUACACCGGCGAGGCCGACGUCCGGGAUUCCGGCCUCAUCGACACCUAUCGCGGGUCCAAAGACCUCCCCCAAUGGCAGGGGACCCACUGCUCUAACGUGCAAGGGGCGUCUGAUGGCACCAAGUUCAGAGGAGGCGUUACGAGAAAUGAGUCACUGCUGUUCUUUAGAAAGAGCUUGUGCCGUGCUGCACCUUUGAUCCCUGUGGAAGAAGGAGUGAAGGGUGGCCUGAAAGGCUACAUGUACACGUUCCCUGAACAUCUGUUCGAUAACGGCAAACACAUACCAGAGAACAAGUGCUUCUGUAGAAAUGGCAACUGUCUCCCGGAGGGCCUGAUCGACGUGACGGAGUGCUACUACGGGUUCCCCAUCGCGCUGUCCUACCCCCACUUCUACAAGGGGGAUGACGUGCUCUUCAACAAGGUGGAGGGACUCAGUCCGAAUAAGGAGCUCCAUGAGACGAGAUUCUGGAUUCAGCCCGAGUCCGGUCUUCCUCUGGACGUCAGCGCAAAGAUCCAAAUCAAUAUGGCACUCGGAGACAUCAGCAAGAUCACCAACGCUGACCGCUUCGCCAACUUAUACUUGCCCAUGCUUUGGUUCGAUAUUAGAAUGUACUCUCUCCCGAAGUCCUUAGAAGACCGCUUCAAGAUGUACCUAAACGUUCUCCCGCUAGUAGAACAAGGUGCACUCUACGUUCUCUUCUUAACUGGCUCCCUCCUCAUCCUCCUGUCCAUCUACCGGCUCGCCUUCAAGGUCAUGUUCAAGACCUUCGACGGGAAAAAGAAACAGAAAAACUAUAUCAUAGCAACAAACAAGGACAGAGCGAAAAAACACCAAAACAUAUACGCUCCUUGCGAAAUAGCUCUUAACGAUACAGAAUCAGAUAACUCAGAUCCACAAUUAGAUGAAGAGAGACGGCCGUCAUUCUUCAAAACACAUAGUGACAGAUUGAAAGAACUUAGCCAUAGAUUAGGUGAUAAGGUAUACGAUUCCGUCGGCAGCGUCAAAGAUAGGGUCACUGAAAUCAUUCAUGUACAAAAAGUUUUUGAUAAUAGAAAGGAUUCGCUUAUCAAUAAAGAUGAGUCUUUAACUAAUGAUGGUUUUAAAAGUGAUUCUUCUGGAGAUGAAAGGACAGGUAAAUAUGAAGCAGUGAGACAAUCUGAUAGCGAAGACGAUUGUAGAUAUUUAGAAGUUCUAGACGAUGGUAGUGAGUUUGAUGAGCCGGUUAACAGAUUUCAUUUAAGAAGAGGGUCAGAAUCACAGUUUAAAGAUUUAGAUGCUAAUGAUGAAGUUAUACUACAGAUUUCUGAUUAGUUUCCAGAUAAAUAGAUAUUUGGUCAAUGAUGUUGAUAAAUAUCUGGGAAAUAUAGAGAUGUAACUAAAAGCUAUCGCUUUUAAGUUAUGUAAAGGGGUUCCAAUUGUGACCCUUCGGGUACGGAACCCUAAAAAGAGCCUGUGUGUGCCAAUAAGACCAAUAUGAUAUAUAAGAUUGAUUCAGAACUGAGUUUUGAGGAAAAAAAUGAUACAUAGCCGUUUCAUAGAUGGUGUUGCAGACCAAAAUCAAAUAUUUUACCUUAAAUUUAUUACAAAUAUGCAGCUUAUAAAGAUCAGAGAAUAUUUCUAAAUUGACUCAACAUUUUGGUCUAUCUUUUUUGGACUGUGAUAUAAAAGCAUGAAAAUAGCAGGGUCAAACAGAUCACUGUGUUACGUUCUUUCCUGUGGACAUACACAAAGUUAAGGGCUAUAAAGAUUAAUGUUCUUAUUUAACCCUUAUCCACGUAAAAAGGUCCUCCUUUUAUUUACAGAACUAUGAUAAAAUCAUUACUUACAUGCCCACAAGCUGUUAACUAUUGCCCACAGGAGAGAAAACUAGCGUGUUCGCGCGAACUGUACAUUUUUCUCCCCUGUGGGCAAUAGUUAACAGCUUGUGGGCAUGUAAGUAAUGAUUUUAUCAUAGUUCUGUAAAUAAAAGGAGGACCUUUUUACGUGGGUUAGGGUUAAAUAAGAAAAUUAACCUUUAUAGCCCUUAACUUUGUGUAUGUCCACAGCAAAGAACGUAACACAGUGAUCUGUUUGACCCAGCACCACAAAAAAAAUAUCUUGCCAUACUUAAUAAAAUACUGUAUGUAGAUGACAUUAAAUAAAUUGGAAAUUACACGACUGAUGAAAUUGCUCAAUGUUUGUAUGAGAUUGUACGAAAAGUACUGAUUGUAUAUUUUGUAAAUAAAAAAAGUAUUAUUAAUUAGAUUUUAAUUUUAUUUUUACUUGUAAGUAACGAGUAGAUUCCUAGCCUGCUCAAUGUAGAAUAUAGGUAGAUAGUUAUGAACUUUUAUUUUAAUAGAUUGUAUGCCAGUGACAUUUUGAAAAUGUAUGACAUUGUUUUCGUUAUGUUAGCUUGCACCUGCAAUUCUAAACUGAGCAAACUUUUCUUUUUUUAAUAAGUUCUUUAUUUAACAUAAUGUAUUACAAGGUAAUUACUAAAUCUAGCGUACAUUUGCAUCCUAGACAGUAAUAUCAAUAAACUGAGCAAACUAAGUAAAUAAAGUGGUGUAAAAAUUACAUGCAAGGUGUAAAAAAAUGGAGAUUCGUUUUAAGGGCAUAUUAGGAAAAGUAAUAGUUAUUUACGAUACAAGUGCGGAAAAGAGUAAGAUUUAAGUCGACCAACCCUCCAUACAAAGACAAAAAUAGUUAUUUACGAUACAAGUGCGGAAAAGAGGAAAUUCGAAGCGAGUGGCGAUAAAUUAAAACACAACCGAAGGGACACGAGUUUAAAUCGACACGAGUUGCGAAUUACCUUGUCGCACGUGUAUCGUACAACAUAUGGCCCUUUAAAAUUUUGACAUACGCACGAAAAGUGAUAUUUCUCGCACUAGUGCGGAAAAAUAGCACUUUUCGUGCGAUGUCAAAAGUUUAAAGGGCCAUAUGUACUGUAAAACGUUUACGAUACACGUGCUAAUAGGUAAUUCGCAACUCGUGUCGAUUUAAAACACUCCCUUCGGUCGUUUUUUAAUUUAUUGCCACUCGUUUCGAAUUUCCUCUUUUCCGCACUUGUAUCGUAAAUAACUAUUUUUGUCUUUGUAUGGAGGGUUGGUCGACUUAAACGACCUGCCCCACAGAGAACAAUGUUUUUUUCGCGUCAAUAAAUACGACACCAAAUAUGCCCUUAAAAUGAUGCUUAGGCAACAAUUCCAAUUAUGUAGGUACCUACAUAGGUACCUACGUAGGUACUUAAUUUAUGACUUAAAAUAUGUAAGUAGCUAAGUUAUGUAAUAAUGAAUAAUAAGAAGACUACUUUCGUAUAAGUUGUUUCAAGUGUUCAAUGUAUUUUAUCAAAAUUAUAUCUGGUAGUGGAGACUUGAUCCUAGGGUAGACUAGGGUGUUUCAUUUUUCCGAAUUUUCGAUUUUCAUCUGACUUUGCUCGAAUUCUUGUUCUAACUGAUAAAAAAAUAUUAUACGUUAAAAAAAUUAAAAUCCGUCAACAUUUAGAGGUUGCACAACAUCAACAAAGAUUUUUCAAAUAACCAACGACUCUACAUCGGAGGGCAGAAUUUUUUUUAAGCGGCUACCAUCAAAGCGGAGAGUAGUGUGAUACUGAACAUUCUACAUAUAAAUAAAUUUUAAAAUUAGUAGUAAACUUGGAUUUUGGUUACUCGAUAAAUGUUCUAAUUAAGAUUUUUCAGUUUUUCCACCUGUUUCCAAAGUGCUUUUAUCGUGUUUUAGACGCAAACUUCAGGUUUCUCAUUCGAUUUUAGUAUCAGUUAAUUAUAUUUUGUCAUUUUAGAACAUAGUACAUUUUCACGCAAUGUAAGGAGUUCUCACUCUACCUUUUCAACUUGUGCAACCUCUAAUCGUUAUUCGAUUCUUUUGAAAAUUGAAUUAUAUAGUUUUUAGUGUGGGGAGACUCCAUUGGUGAGCAAAGUCAGGAAAAAUAUUACAAGUUUUUUUUCUCCAUACAAAAGUGAAUCACCCUAGGGUAGACAGUCACCUAAAUUACAAAAUAACACAUUGCCAAUAAAUAAAAAUAACAGCCCUAAAAGGAAUGCAAGAAAUAAAUAUAAAUAUCUAUAAUAAUAUGUAGUAGCUAUUCGCUAUUUUGCAAUAAAUAGAGACCAAUGGCCCUCAGUCAAAUAAUUAAAUUUAAAUUAUCAAUGCCAAUUAUUUUUUUUUGUAAUUAAAAAUUUAAUAUCUAUGCAAUCAAUUUAGCAACAAUAUGUACAACGUUAUUACCACACAUAAUGUUUUUUGUAGUGUGUGUAUAUUUUUGGUAAAUUGGCUGCAUUGAUAUUUAAAAUAGACACAAGACGUUAUCUUUAAAUCAGUCCCAAUAGCUCAACCGAUAGUAUUUUUAAUCGAUUAAAUGUAAAGUGUUAAAUAAAUUUUAAGGUGAUUGUAUCGUAAAUAGUACUAUGUAGACUAUAUGUGGGUACAGCAUUUGCCGAAGCCUAAACGGCUUAAGCCGUUCUUAAAAGCCGUUAAUAAAAUUCUAUACCGGGUGGAACAUUUCUAGAGACUGAGCUGAAAGGAUAGUAUAAUCCAGCUUUACGAUUAUAAUAAUUAAUAACUCGAUUGUAUAGUUAGACCGUAAAAAGUCUGCAGCUGAUUUGAUAGCCCACGUAGUGUAAGUGUUAUUUAUACGUCAUAAUUUCAUAGAAGUUUGACGUUUAAAAUGACACUUGCACUGCGUGGGCUAUCAAAAUCGCUGCAGACUUUUUACGGUCUAACUAUACAAUCGAGUUAUUAAUUAUAAUCGUAAAGCUGGAUUAUAAAUUUAAACAAAAUCAUUAAUAAGUAAAAAAUAAAGUACGUAGCCUCAACAAUACCCAGUUUGCAUAAAAGUCCUUCGUUCUGUUCCACCCGGUAUACUAUGAAUAUGUUCUACGUAUGCAUGAGCGAUAUAUUUUUCAUGUUUCGUAAAUUUCCUGUAAAAUUCUCUUAAAUUUCCAAGACCUUUCCAACUUUUUGCAUACUCUCCACAACUUUGUGUAGGAUGUAGAUAGGUUUUUUCCUAUAAUAAAGAUUGAAGGAUUUGAAACUUUAACGGCUCAAGCCGAUUUAUUUUCGAUAAAUGCAAAGCCCUUAAAGACUUGCAAUAAAGCGAGCAAUAAAAGCUACUCAUUGUGAUACCUAAAUAUGUUUUAAUACUGAAUAAUAAUUUAAUUAAGUAUAUUACUGUAAUUUACAGAAAUGCCUAUGUUUGUAAUUAUUCUGUAGAAUUGGUAUUUGGUAAUGUUUACGGAGUAAGAAGAGUUUGAAGAAAAUAAAUGGAAUUUUAUGUUU